Cherax quadricarinatus is the source of this 1826-nucleotide messenger RNA. RefSeq names its product prolyl 4-hydroxylase subunit alpha-2-like. Gene Ontology annotation, cellular component: endoplasmic reticulum. Lineage: Eukaryota; Metazoa; Arthropoda; Malacostraca; Decapoda; Parastacidae. The record is from RefSeq and is a predicted model, not a curated record. Gene Ontology annotation, molecular function: protein binding; procollagen-proline 4-dioxygenase activity.
AUGACGGUUUUCAAAGCUGUGUUGUGGCUGGCGUGCGGUGCCUCCUGUCUGAGACAUGUGAGCGGACACGGUGAACCUGGGGAACUAUAUUCUUCCAUCGCCUUGACCAGGUGGAUCUUUGUCCUCGACCAGAUGUUAGGGGAGUUUCUUGCUACCCAGACGAACCUUACAGCUGGUUCUGCCAGGUACUUGGAAUCAUAUCAGUGGGCAGCGGAGGAUGCAAGGGCAAGCAACCACGACAUGGACCUGACCCUGACAGGAAAUCCCUUACAAGUUUACUCUCUGUUCAAACGACUAGCCCUGUACGGGUCUGAGGUGGUGAGUCUGCAAGCCCACGCCCACGCCCACACAUACACCAACCAUAUCCUAUUACACGAGGACGGGAGUCCGGUGCUACCCUCACAACGGGACUUCGAAGGUGCAGCCAACGGCCUGGGGCGCCUCCAGCGGGUUUAUGAUCUUCCCAUCACUCACCUCCUUCAGGGCAGGAUCCUCAACACCACCUGCAGCGUCAAGUUGGGUGUAUCCGACUGUGUCCUGGUUGCCAAUGUUAGUCGACAGAACGGUGCCUUAGUCACUGCCUGGGAGUGGUACAGACAGGCACUGCUCCUGGCCCCGGAGAACGACACCAUCGCUCUCAUUAAGCAGGAGAUGUCCUCCCUGCUGCAGGAACUGUACGACGAGGAGGAGGAGGAGGAGGAAGAAAAGGAGGAGAAAGAGGAGAAGGAGGAGGAGAAGAAGAAGAAGGAGAAGCCCGUGCAGUCUUUCCUUGAAUCUCUUCCCUUCGACAUUGAAGCAGACGAACAAGAGAGGGACUUCAACAGGCUCUGUCGUGGCGAGACCUUCCUAACGGAGCAGCAGCAACGGGGCCUGCAAUGUCAUGUGUCUUCCAUGGGCUCCCCGUACUUGUUGCUGCGACCUGCCAAGUACGAACAGCUCCUCCGACACCCGGAGCUCUACCUCUACUACGAUGUCAUCUCCCAGAACGAGAUUGAGGUGGUGCAACAGCUGUCGGAAAAAGCCCUGAGUCGUGCCGGCCUUCAGUACGUGGAUGGACCGAGUGAGCUGCGUGUAGCACACGUAGCCUGGCUCGCUAACGACACACACACAGUCCUGGAGACCCUCUCUCGCAGGAUCUCCUACAUGACUGGUCUCCACGUGCACGAGGGAGAGGGACCAGAUAUGGCCGGAGAAUUUCUGCAGGUAUGCAACUACGGCGUCGGAGGAUACUUCAUCCACCACCACGACCCACUCUACAAGAACACACCGGAGAACGAGACAUUUCUCGUAACCUCAAUUAAAUCAUCAAUUCCUAAGCUCCAUCUUUUCAACCUGCGUUUCUCUCCACAGUGGCCCGAGGAGCAACUUGUGAGUGGGGACCGUCUUGCAACCUUCGUUAUUUACUUGUCGGAGGUGGAGGCAGGGGGUAAAACAGCGUUCCCUUUGGUGGGUACAGCUGUUUCGCCCGUCAAGGGAGGAGCUGUCUUCUGGUACAACAUCCACCGUGACGGCCAGCUGGACCAGCUGGCACUGCACGGUGGAUGUCCCAUCCUUCUGGGAGACAAGUGGAUUGCUAACAAGUGGAUACACGAAGGCCCCAAUUUUCAACGUCGCCUUUGCAGCCUUGAUCCUGACUUUUAAACGUCACUCCAUCCAUCCAUCCACCCAUCUAUCUAUCCAACCAUCCAACCAUCCACCCAUCUAUCUAUCCAACCAUACGUCUGGUGCCAGUCAACUCACAUCCAUCCUCUACUAUGAACUGUGAAGAAUGGAGUUGACUUCACGAAUAAUCUAUCACAAUUUUAAUAGACACUGAUGAUAAGUUA